AUGGCAAGACGUAGACUACCAGACAGACCACCGAAUGGAAUAGGAGCCGGCGAGCGGCCAAGACUGGUACCGCGACCUAUCAAUGUACAGGACUCUGUAACUCGGCUGACGAAGCCAUUCAAGGUUCCCUACAAAAAUACCCACAUCCAGCCCGCUGCUGGUAAAAUCGCCACCGGGACUGACAUUAUCGUGGGAGGAAGAUGCCUGAGGAAAAGGUCAUCUACUGUGUCGUACUCCGGACUGGACGUGGACGCAGAUGCGGAGCAGAUGGAGUAUGGUCAGGACAUCAGUUUGGCCCAACUGACUAAACGACGGAAGGAUGCUCUCAGUGCUCAAAGACUGAUUAAGGACCCGACAAGGCUAAGUCACAUCGAAUACACUUUGAGAAGGUCCUUCACUGUCCCCAUUAAGGGCUAUAUCCAAAGGCACAGUUUGCCCCUAACCUUAGGGAUGAAAAAGAAAAUCACGCCAGAACCAAGACCAUUACACGAUCCGACGGACGAAUUCGCCAUAGUGCUGUACGAUCCGUCCGUUGAUGGUGAAAUGAUUGUUCACGACGCUACCAUAGACACCAAGGAGGAAGAGCUGAAAAAUGUGGCCAAGAGCACCCAGGAAAAGGAGAACGCAAACAAAGAAGAGAGCCCAGAACAAAAAAACACACAAAAAAUAGGGCAUCACCCUUCAUUAAUGACAAAUGGGGUGAGAAAUAAAUCCUUACGUGAACUGCUGGGUGAUUCUGGGGACUCUGCCGAAAACAACAAGAAGUUUGCUAAUGUCCCUGUUGUCAUCGAUCCAAAGCUGGCCAAGAUUUUGAGACCGCAUCAAGUGGAAGGUGUCAGGUUUUUGUAUCGUUGUGUCACUGGGCUAGUCAUGAAGGACUUUUUGGAGGCGGAAGCCUUUAACACUUCUAGUGAAGACCCGUUAAAAAGUGACGAGAAGGCGCUUGUGCAGUCUCAAAAGACUGAAGGGAACAAUAGAGGUGCGUACGGCUGUAUCAUGGCAGAUGAAAUGGGGCUGGGUAAGACCCUGCAAUGUAUAGCACUGAUGUGGACAUUACUAAGACAGGGCCCACAGGGGAAACGACUCAUUGAUAAGUGUAUUAUCGUUUGUCCAUCCUCCUUAGUCAACAAUUGGGCCAAUGAACUGAUCAAGUGGCUGGGCCCCAACACCUUGUCUCCUCUCGCCAUUGACGGAAAAAAGUCCUCGAUGGGCGGAGGUAACACCACAGUGUCCCAAGCCAUUCAUACCUGGGCCCAGGCCCAGGGCAGAAACAUUGUCAAACCCGUUCUGAUCAUAUCGUAUGAGACUCUGCGCCGUAAUGUUGACCAAUUAAAGAACUCCGACGUGGGGUUGAUGCUGGCAGACGAAGGUCAUCGUUUGAAAAAUGGCGAUUCCUUGACUUUCACAGCGUUGGAUAGCAUCAAUUGUCCCAGAAGAGUCAUUUUGUCCGGUACGCCCAUCCAAAACGAUCUUUCCGAGUAUUUUGCCCUGUUGAGCUUCUCCAAUCCUGGCUUAUUGGGCUCCAGAGCAGAGUUUAGAAAGAAUUUCGAGCUUCCUAUCUUGAGAGGGCGCGAUGCUGACGCUACCGAUAAGGAAAUUACAAAGGGUGAGGCACAAUUACAGAAACUGUCUACGAUCGUUUCCAAAUUCAUCAUCCGUCGUACUAAUGACAUUUUGUCCAAGUAUCUACCUUGUAAGUAUGAAAACGUGAUUUUUGUUAACUUGAAGCCAUUGCAAAACAGUUUAUACAAUAAAUUAAUCAAGUCUAGAGAUGUGAAAAAAAUGGUUAAGGGCGUGGGUGGCAGCCAGCCAUUAAGAGCAAUUGGUAUCUUAAAGAAACUAUGUAAUCAUCCUAACCUUUUGAAUUUUGAAGACGAAUUCGAGGAAGAUGAAGACUUGGAGUUACCUGAUGAUUACAGCAUGCCCAAUUCGAAAGCGAGGGAUAUCCAAACCAAGUAUUCUGCCAAAUUCUCUAUUUUGGAAAGGUUUCUUCACAAGAUUAAAACCGAAUCCGAUGAUAAGAUUGUCCUGAUUUCUAACUAUACUCAAACGUUGGAUCUGAUUGAAAGAAUGUGUAGAUACAAGCAUUAUAGUGCCGCACGGUUAGAUGGUACACUGUCGAUCAACAAGAGACAGAAGUUGGUGGAUAGAUUCAAUGAUCCUGAGAGUCAGGAAUUCAUUUUCCUUUUGAGUUCCAAAGCAGGUGGUUGUGGUAUUAACUUAAUCGGUGCAAACAGAUUAAUUUUAAUGGAUCCGGAUUGGAACCCAGCUGCUGAUCAACAAGCCUUGGCACGUGUAUGGAGAGACGGUCAGAAAAAGGACUGUUUUAUUUACAGAUUCAUAUCGACUGGUACGAUAGAAGAAAAAAUUUAUCAAAGACAAUCAAUGAAAAUGAGCUUGAGUUCAUGUGUGGUCGAUGCAAAAGAAGAUGUUGAAAGAUUGUAUAGUUCUGAUAACUUAAAACAACUAUUCCAGAAAAAUGACAACACAAUAUGUGAAACACACGAAACUUACCACUGUAACCGUUGUAAUGCGCAGGGAAAACAAUUAAAAAGAGCACCUGCUAUGCUUUAUGGUGAUGCGACUACUUGGAAUCAUUUGAACCAUGACGCUUUGGAAAAGACAAACGACCACCUGCUAAAAAAUGAGCAUCAUUACGACGAUAUAACUUUCGCAUUUCAAUAUAUUUCACAUUAG
Saccharomyces eubayanus is the source of this 2697-nucleotide messenger RNA. RefSeq names its product DNA-dependent ATPase RAD54 (gene RAD54). Bases 1 to 2697 code for a protein of 898 amino acids. Lineage: Eukaryota; Fungi; Ascomycota; Saccharomycetes; Saccharomycetales; Saccharomycetaceae. The transcript has a single exon. Gene Ontology annotation, molecular function: DNA translocase activity; ATP binding; hydrolase activity, acting on acid anhydrides. The record is from RefSeq and is a predicted model, not a curated record. Gene Ontology annotation, cellular component: nucleus. Gene Ontology annotation, biological process: double-strand break repair via synthesis-dependent strand annealing; reciprocal meiotic recombination.